AUGGUUGUCCAUUCUCAGGACGAGGCUUUGAUGUGUAGAGUAUUUCCAUCCAGUUUGGGACCAAUGCCGAUGAGAUGGUUUGAUGGGUUAAGAACAAAUUCUAUCAGUUCCUUCAAGACACUCACCCAAUCAUUCUGUUCCCGAUUCAUUACAUGCAGUAGGGUUCCUCAACCUCUAAACUCUUUAUUGUCCAUGUCAAUGAGGGAAGGAGAAUCCGUGAAGGCAUAUGCUGAAAGGUACUGGGAGAUGUUUAACGAGAUUGAUGGCGAUUUUGAUGAGGUUGUUGUUAGAACUUUCAAGAUCGGUCUCCCAUCCGAGCACGGUUUGAGGAAAUCUCUGACAGGUAAGCCUGUCACUAGUUUACGCCAGCCAAUGGACCGAGUUGAUAAGUACAAGAGGAUUGAAGACGAUCAACAACAAGGAAAAGGGAAAACUAAGGUUAUCCCUCAAGAAAGGAGGGAUUUCAGGUUGGACCAAUACAACAAUAACCGGCCGAUAAGGGAUUAUGCAGAUCAAUCAAGGUCAAACAAUACUCAGGUCGUCGGUGUAGUCUUCCGAGAGCUGGUGCAUCAAGUAUUGGAAAAGAUAAAAAAUGAACCAUUCUUUAAACGACCAAAUAAGAUGAUAGGAAAUCCCGAAAAGCGAAACCGUAACCUCUAUUGCCAAUAUCAUCAGGAUCAUGGGCAUACCGCAAAGGAUUUAAGAGUUUAUGGGAUCAUUUGGACCAACUCGUCCAAAAGGGAAAAUUAA
This is a messenger RNA of Quercus robur (English oak), 750 nucleotides long. RefSeq lists its product as uncharacterized. The record is from RefSeq and is a predicted model, not a curated record. Bases 1 to 750 code for a protein of 249 amino acids. The transcript has a single exon. Lineage: Eukaryota; Viridiplantae; Streptophyta; Magnoliopsida; Fagales; Fagaceae.